Messenger RNA from Epinephelus lanceolatus (giant grouper), 3153 nucleotides. Its product is annotated as OX-2 membrane glycoprotein. Gene Ontology annotation, molecular function: cell-cell adhesion mediator activity. Gene Ontology annotation, biological process: heterotypic cell-cell adhesion; negative regulation of neuroinflammatory response. The record is from RefSeq and is a predicted model, not a curated record. Lineage: Eukaryota; Metazoa; Chordata; Actinopteri; Perciformes; Serranidae. Gene Ontology annotation, cellular component: axon; neuronal cell body; cell surface.
CGCCGGCUGGUGUUCAUUGUGCAGCUGCUGCGCAGAAUAGAAAACACACGGAGGAGUAAAAAUAGUUUCUCGCUCGGUCUGGAGUGAUGUUUCAAAAGACUGCUGGCUCAUAAGGACGGGCAGGAUGUGUCAGAGGUAGAACAUCUUCAACUGUUGGCUUUUACCUUUUGCAUUAGGACAAGUAGAGUGCCACUCUUCCUCCUCCCUGUUAAAUGAGCGAUGAAGAUGAUGAUGACCCAGGCCUCCUGUAGGAAAGGUCUGCAGGUGUGUUUACUCCUACUGAUGGUGGGAACACUACAGGGCAGGGUAACAGCACCAGAACGUCAGGAGGCUCCCGUGGAGAAGCCCUUCACUUUGACUUGCACUGUUUCAAGGGACCGAGGUGAAACUCUGAGGGAGGUGCGUUGGCUGGAUGUCCAGAAUCAGACCCUGCUGACCUACCAGCCCGGCAACAGAGACAGUGUGAGCGGGCAGCAGUAUGUGGAGCUCGCCCCCUCCCCGAAAGACACCUCAGCUAUCACUAUCCGCAGGGUGGGCUUCCGUGAUGAAGGCUGCUACACCUGCAUCUUUGACAUGCAUCCUUCUGGUUCAAAGCAGGGACAGACGUGCCUCACUGUGACCUCGCAAAUCACCGCUGAUAGAAACAAGACAGCAGUGAGUGGCAAGAAGAUCUCCCUGUCAUGCUCCUACGGUCUGCCCGAAAAGGUGGAGCAGAUCAUAUGGACACACACUUCUGCACAAGGGGUGUCCACAGAGGUGGCUUCUUUUGCAAAGCGGAGCGACCCCAUGAUAGAGCCUCAGUUCCAGGGGAGAAUCUGGCUGAGUGCCUCCCUGUCUGACAGUCAGCUCACCAUCCAGCCUGUCAAUAUCCCGGACGAGGGCUGCUACACUUGCCUGUACAACACACAUCCCAAUGGGCCGAAGAGCUCCACGGUUUGCCUCGCCACCUAUGUGCUGCCCAAACCACAGGUGAGCUACAAGACAACCUCUCCAGGUGUGAUUGAAGCCAACUGCACCUCAGUGUCACGACCACCAGCAGAGAUAGUGUGGAACGUGGAGAGGGAUAACCGCACCAUGGGCCCUCCUGUGACGACACAGAUCCUACAGAGCGACGGGACCACUCAUGUCAUCAGUACGCUAACCGUCCAAUCAGGGCUGCUGAAAGACGUGUCCAUCAAAUGCUUGGUGCACCACAAAGGGCUCGAGUCACCGAUUGCUGUAUCCAUGAACACUAAAAUUGGGACGGCUCUCACCAUCCUGAUCUCAGUCACCACAGUGGCUGCCCUGUUGGUCAUGUCCCUCUGCUUCUGCCUGUGGAAGUGUUUCCUGCGCAAAGAAGCUGAUUAAUCUCUCAGAUCAGAACAAAGGCUGAAAACAAGAUGCAGUGCUUCUCAGAGCCAACCUUGAAGAAUAGUUUCCCUGCAUCAUCAUCAUCAUCGUCGUCGUCAUCACCAUCAUCCUUGUUAUCACCUUGGUACAAAGGGAAGAUAUUCUGACACACAUCGAUAGGAUGUCAUAUACAAUCCUAUUUAUGAACGCCAACUGUACAGCGACAUUCAUCUCUGCUCUCCUGCCUGACUCUUAUAUAAUCUCCAGGCUAUCCUCACAUAACGUCAAUGAGGAAAUGUUGAGCGGAUCUUUUUUUUUUAUAUCUUUCCUCUCUGGCUCUGUAAUUGAUUGAGUCGAUGGACACACUCUCCACAGCACGCAGCGGAGUCACUGUAUGGUAAAUUAAAGCACAGUGAUUCUGCUGUUGCAACAUAUUGCAUAACCUGAAAAUAUUUCCCUCUGUUUGUCUCUGUCUUUUGCCCGAUCCUUUAAGGAUAAAGUCUGGUGAUAUAUUUUUUCUUAUUCAACCAAUCUCAUGAAAACACUAAAACCAACAAUGAAUUGAUUCUAUUAACAGCAACUGUCUUUAGCAGGCCAAAGUCUGAUACAGCAUACCCCUGCAUUGAUGUCUAAAAACACAUCAAUAAGCCACAUAAUGCAGCAGUGACCUGAACAUGGGCACUGUAAUUUAUUGCAUAUUAAUCCGCAGCUGAAAAUAGUCCCCAAAAAAUGCACUUUUUAAAUAACAUUUGCUAAAAAGGACAGUGCCAAGCUGUUUAUUUGGCCACAAGCUGAAAUAAAUUCACGUGCUGUUUUUAAAGAUCCCUGUCCUAAUUCUCCAGCCAAGCCAGUAUUGUAGAGGUGAGCUAACACUUUUUGACAAUAUGAAAAAUACAGACCAUGGCCAGCCUUUUUCUUUCAGUAACAUUAGCUAACUGAAACUCAAGGUUUUACUUCUCGUACCUCAGCCGAAGGCCUCCAUCACUUCUGUGUAUUGUCCAAGCUGGGUGGGGUCAGGCACGUCCUUCAUUUGUUCAACUAAGACAGCUGCAUAAUUAUGUGUUGUUUAUGUAAUAUCUAUUGCAAACUUUUCUACAUGUGUUCAAAGUCUGUUUGUGUAGUGUGUGUGUGUGUGUGUGUGUGUGUGUGUGUGUGUGUGCGCAUAUUUCUUAGAGGUUAAAUUCCACGGUCAGAUAGCUUGAAUUGAUUCCCAGAGGAAACCUUUUUGGUGCCCCUGAAAGGAAUGCGUGUCUUGCUGCCUGUCGACAUUGUAGAGUCGAGAGAGAUCGUGUGUAUGAAGAUGUGAGUAUGAGUGUACAGGUUGGGCUGUGGUGGGUGGCUUCGUGGUUUGAUAAUGAUUAAAUGUCCAGAAGUGCCGCACUGUGAGUGUUUAUGGGGGAAAAAAAGUCAAACUCUGCUUGCUCAUUUGGAUCAAAGAGGCACCUUAAUGCCUACAAUAUGUUAUGAGGCUUUUGGGAUACAUCAUGUGGGUAUUUAAAAACUUAAGCUUUAAUCUUGUAUAUCAAAGCAUAUGAUCACAUUCCUCACCAAUAAUAGGAGUUUAGGCAGCAUUCCUCUGUGUAUAGUUUAACUAUACGCAUGCACCCUUGAUUAUGAGCUCAGAGCUUAACUUAGGAUAAUUCUGAAAUGUGGCUUUAUAACGUUUGUCAAAAAUAGACUGAAGUGCACCACAGUAUCCAACCCUGUACAGAGAAAGUACAGUCUGAUAAUAGAAGAAGAAAAUAUGAAACACUGCAUUAUGACCAACUAUGUAAAGUUGAUGUAAUGAAUGCAACAAAUAGAAUAAUAAAGAUAUUAAAGUAA